AUGCAUUACUAUGACGUUAUGCACCCCAUCAACGUUGCAUGGCUCAUGUACGAUGUAGUUUGCGUCACCGUGCGUUCCUUCAGCCCGGAGACACUUGUGCGAAAGCGGGUUAAACGCGCCCCGAAGGAGGGGAGGGAAAAAGAACAGCAACAACAGCAGCAGCAGCAGCAGCAGCAGCGGGGUCGCAGACUACAUCGAUCUAGUCAGCCUGGAAGCCGCACGGGUUCGGCAAACACGAGUCUGAACGUGUCGGCGUACACCAGCGGAGAGCUGCCGCCGCCGGUGCCCAACCGAAAUGCGAUGGACGUGUCACGAUCGCACCGUCACCGCAGUCGCAGCGGCGGUCAUUCCGAACGCGGCAAAGAAACCGACGAUAAGAAACGAUUGAGUACUUGGCGCGAUAUUGACGUCACAAGGCAGACAGUUCUUUUGACGCACGUGCUGCGUGCCACCCCUAUCACAGUUCUCCGCUUCUUCUGCCAGGUACAGACGGAUGCGGAGACAUUACCGCUGUUGGGAUUUAGAGACCUCAGUGACUCUGCACGACGGCUUUUGCAACUCAGCGCGGGCGCGGUGUUUGCGCCGGAAGUUGUGAUCCCGUUUCUCACGGCACGUUUCCUGUUGAACGUUGCUCAGCACUAUCUGAUGGAGCGCGUGUUCUUUGAGACAAAUCUGGUUGUCCGUAACCUUCGAAGCCGUCGCGCGUGGCGGAAGGCGCUUGGAUGGACAUUGAGCCUUUCUGCUCACACAAUGACGGAUCCCAUCGCGUUUAGCGUCUUGACCCCGAUUCUCCUCUUCUGCGUGCGUGAUUUAUCGCCCGUGACGGGGCCGCUGCGCUACUCACCAGCGGGGAUCAGCAAAGGCAUCGCCGUUGGGUUUGCGGGGGUUGUAUUGGAAAUGCUCGUCGUACCGGCGGCGUCGCAGUUGUGCCAGCGCGCCGUUGUGAGAAUUGUGGACGCCACGGAGUAUUUACUGUUGCGCCGCUACGCACGACGGGCGUUUGCGUCCAGUGGAGAGGCCAAGGAGGAAAUUGCAAGCAACAUGAACAGCGAGGAUGAGCGGGGGGAUCUCGCGGGCAGUUUUGCGGGGAGUUUGAACAGCAGUCGCGUGUCGAAUAGAGAGCCGGCGGCAAAGACACGAAAAGAAGAAGGAGCAGCGGCGAGGAGGCCACAUGAUGCUUCCGGCAAACACUCGCACGACGACCUCAGCAAAGUGGAAUCGGGGUCGCGGAAACUCGACGAGCACAAAAGCGAAGAGCGCCGCCGGCGUCGUCGUGAAGAGGCGGAGAAUCGAAAAAAGGCGGAUGCAGAGCACCGAGUUAUUUUGCGGGCCAUUAUUUACCGCGUUUGUUCUGCCCUUAUUUCACAGUGUUUGGUGCAACACCCAUUGACGGUUUUUGCCCACAUGUUGUAUGGCCGUGCGGUGCUCAAUGCGACGGGUCUAUUGACGUUGUACGACGAUGUCCCUGGCGUGCCACUCACGUGGAACGCAUGUCUUGAGUUUCUGCGGCGCAGCGUUCGUUUUGAUGUGGGAGCAGAGCAGAGCAGCGGUGUACUUGCGGUGGAAAUCUUACGCAGCAUUGGCGGCUUUAUUGGCUAUGAGUUUGGUAUGGUACGCAGCAGCAUCCGGUGUUUUUCCACGCGUGAUGUGGCUAUUCGUGACCUCAUCACGCGUGCCGAGGCCAAUCGCAAAAAUAGGGCCGUAAGUGGUGGUGAUAGCGGCAUUGGGGAAUCGGCCCUGGAAAGUGUAGAACUCAUGCUGUUGACGAUUGCAUCCCUGUCUCCUUUAUUCACCGCCGUGCAGUUUACGGCCAUGGAAAAGCUGCUUGGGUUCUACAUGGAUGUCUGGGUGCGCCUGCGUGGGGAAUAA
Molecule: messenger RNA, 1869 nt
Organism: Trypanosoma cruzi
Lineage: Eukaryota; Euglenozoa; Kinetoplastea; Trypanosomatida; Trypanosomatidae
Exons: 1
Coding region: 1-1869 (622 amino acids)
Source: RefSeq, a predicted model, not a curated record